This is a messenger RNA of Amphimedon queenslandica, 1224 nucleotides long. RefSeq names its product copper-transporting ATPase 2-like. The transcript is spliced from 3 exons. NCBI's taxonomy places the organism in Eukaryota, Metazoa, Porifera, Demospongiae, Haplosclerida, Niphatidae. The record is from RefSeq and is a predicted model, not a curated record. The annotation marks the transcript as partial. Gene Ontology annotation, molecular function: copper ion binding.
CAAAAAACAAUGGCUAGCUCUUCAUCCCUCGAAGUUUGUAUCUAUUGCUCUGAAGGAUUUCCUCCUGCUCUCUCUUCCUCUGCUCGACUGAUAGGGCCAGAGGAAAGAGUGAUAUCAACGUCUCCCGAGUCUUCUACCUCUUUAAAUGACGCCAUUUUAAAACACCACCAAGGCAAAGAGAUCAUUCUAAAGACCUCAUCUCCUCUCUCUUUCUCCACCAGUCAUGUGACCCUACUCUCAGUCGAAGGCAUGACGUGUCAAUCUUGUGUUAAACUCAUUCAGAAUACUCUCCCAGGUCAACCAGGUGUAUCUGGAGCUAUUGUCUGCCUUCAUCACAAAGAAGCUUUUGUCGAAUUUGAUUCCACUCAAACCACUCCCAAUGAUAUUGCCAAAGCUGUAUACGACAUGGGGUUUGAUGCUGAAGUGAAAUGGUCACACCCACAACGUCCCCCUUCCCCUCUUUCUCCUAUUCCCCCUCAAUCUCCUCCCUCUUCUCCCCCGGCCAUUUUAGAACCAAACGUACUAGAGCCGAACAUAGUCAUAGACGAUGGACGCGUUUCAUUCUCUCCCUCAGACGAAGAACCGAUCAAACUCGUUUACAUAAGGAUUAAAGGGAUGUCUUGUAAUUCCUGCGUUUCUAAUAUCACAGCUGCUCUCACCUCUCACAUAGGCGUGGUCAGUGCCCACGUCUCACUCUCUGAUGAAGAAGCCACGGUCCAGUACAACAGUAAACUGGUGGCCGUUGACGACCUCAGGCAAGUGAUAGAGGGACUCAACUCGAAAUUUAAAGUGACAGACAUGCCCGAGGGAAGAGUGGGCGGGGCUAGUUACUAUGACAGCAAAGUACCGCAAAGAAAGAAAGCAAAAAGAAAAGAGAAUGAGAUUGUCAUAUUAAGCGACAGCAGCCUCCCUCCUUACAGAGACCAUGCCUCUGGACACGCCCUAAAGAGAGCCUCCAGUCCAGAGUCUAAGAAAGCCCAGUACAAGGUCACUGGAAUGACCUGUUCUUCAUGUGUCAGCAAAAUUGAACGGAACUUGGCAAGCAAGCCUGGUGUAUACUCAGCAACAGUUGCUCUGUUGGCUGAAAAGGCAGAUGUCUCGUAUGAUCCGAAUGUGACCGAUCCUGAUAAGAUAUCGUCAGCUAUACUUGGUCUGGGAUACAACGCACAGUUACUCUCCCAGGGGGAGGGGCUUGAAUCUGGUACUGUUGAUCUUGAGGUAAAU